CCAACUACUGACGACCGGACACGGCUUAAGGUAUCGCGGGCCUAUCACGACAUUCCGAGGUAAAUCCAAGGACUGAAUUUAUCCCUGAUUGACAGACUCGAGCUUCACCGAGUCGCCCCUCCAUCUCGAACCUCCCCACCAAAACCCCAUCCCAACACACUAUCCAUCAACAUGGCGGACGUUCAGGAACGGUUGAAGAAGCUCGGAGCUUCUGCUCGCAUCGGUGGCAAGGGUACUCCCCGGAGGAAGGUGAAGCGCGCUCCCGCGCGCUCCGCCGGCGACGACAAGAAGCUGCAGCAGACGCUCAAGAAGCUCAAUGUUCAGCCCAUCCAGGCCAUUGAGGAGGUCAACAUGUUCAAGAGCGACGGCAACGUCAUCCACUUUUCCGCCCCCAAGGUCCAUGCUGCUGUUCCCGCCAACACCUUCGCCAUCUACGGCAACGGAGAGGAGAAGGAGCUUACGGAGCUCGUUCCCGGCAUCCUGAACCAGCUCGGCCCCGACUCGCUUGCCUCGCUCCGCAAGCUGGCCGAGAGCUACCAGAACAUGCAGAAGAAUGAGAAGGAGGCUGAUGACGAUGAGAUUCCCGACCUCGUGGCUGGCGAGAACUUCGAGAACAAGGUCGAGUAAACGGCCCGAUGUCGGAAAAAUAAAACUCUUACCGCAAUCUGGCAAUUUCCUCUCCGCUGCUUUGUGUAUGAAGGGACAGACACGAAUUUGGUUUUUCCAUCCAGGGAACAGGCGGCGUCUUUGGCGGUCUUCGUAAGUAGCAUUGGCUCCAGAGCCCAGGCAAGGUGGGGGAUAGGAAGGAGGGACAUAUGAUCGAUAUCC
Molecule: messenger RNA, 828 nt
Organism: Thermothelomyces thermophilus ATCC 42464
Lineage: Eukaryota; Fungi; Ascomycota; Sordariomycetes; Sordariales; Chaetomiaceae
Exons: 4
Coding region: 172-627 (151 amino acids)
Cellular component (GO): nascent polypeptide-associated complex; cytosol
Source: RefSeq, a predicted model, not a curated record